UGCCUCAGUGUAUCGUGGGGCACGGUGGGGGAGAGUGCCGCGGCUCCCUCUCUCGUGCUCUGGCCCUUCUUUGCGCCUUGCGGUUAGUGUGCGGUCAGCGGAGUUCUUGCACGGUAGAGGCGGUGCUCGAUAAUAUUUUGAAAUUGUCACACCCAAAGAAAAUGGAUGAAUAGACCGCAUAGAAAACGUGGCUCCUAAUCACGUAUUUUGACCCUGGUAAUAUUAAGUCGCGUUGAAGUAAGGAGAUAAAAUAAGAGAGUGUGUGUAGUAUUAAGAAAAGAAAGGAGAAAGAUGAUUAUAUAAACAAAGUGAGAAAUAAGGAAAAUUAAGGUGCGAAAAGAAAGUUGGAAAACAAGAGAAGGGAGUUACGUGUUAAAAGGAAAAUAAAGAAAUUUGAUAUAUCUCAAAAUAAAUUUUAUUGGGAUAUAGAGAUUUAAGUACGAAGGUAAAAUCAAGCAAGGAAAAAAUCACAAGAUGGUGCGUGGAACGGCGAUCAUCCGCCCAUCCGGCCACACCCGCGAGAAAAGGGACUAUGAACGUGGGCGGUUACGAUGGCAAGAUCGCGGGGUUGUACGACUUGGAGGAGACCCUGGGACGAGGCCAUUAUGCCGUCGUCAAGUUGGCCAGACACGUCUUCACGGGAGAGAAGGUGGCCGUCAAGGUGAUAGACAAGGUGCGGCUGGACGAAGUGUCGCGGUCGCACCUUCUGCAGGAGGUCCGAUGCAUGAAGCUGGUGCAGCAUCCGAACGUGGUGCGCCUGUACGAGGUCAUCGACACCCAGACCAAGCUCUAUCUCAUCCUCGAACUGGCCGAUGGAGGGGACAUGUACGACUACAUCAUGAAGCACGACCGUGGGCUAGAGGAGGAGGCGGCGUGCAAGUACUUCCGGCAGAUCGUGCACGCCAUCAGCUACUGCCACAAGCUGCACGUGGUGCAUCGGGACCUGAAGCCCGAGAACGUGGUGUUCUUCGAGAAGCUCGGGAUGGUCAAGCUCACGGACUUCGGCUUCAGCAACAAGUUCUGCCCCGGCCAGAAGCUGGAGACGUCGUGCGGGUCGCUGGCCUACUCGGCGCCGGAGAUCCUCCUCGGGGACUCGUACGACGCGCCCGCCGUGGACAUCUGGUCGUUGGGCGUUAUCCUGUACAUGCUGGUGUGCGGCCACGCGCCCUUCCAGGAGGCCAACGACAGCGAGACGCUCACCAUGAUCAUGGACUGCAAGUACACCAUCCCCGAAUACGUCUCGGAGCCCUGCCGCAGGUUGAUAGCACGCAUGCUCAUUCGUGACCCUUCCAAACGCUCUACAUUGGAGGACAUAGCACAUGACCCAUGGCUACAGGAGGGCAGUAAUGUUGAUAUGGCAGAACUGAUGCCCCUUGUAUCCCGGCAACACCUGACAGAAGAGGACCACGCGCAUAUCAUCCACAAAAUGGUGUCGGGGAACAUUGCGUCCAUGGAGGAAAUACUAGAUGCACUGGAUAAGAACGAGUACAAUCACAUAACGGCCACUUAUUUUCUGCUAGCGGAACGUAAGUUGCGUGCUCACCGGCAGCAGCAAGCAGAUUUGGCAAAGAAUACAGCUACGAGUCCUGUCAUGACCAUCAGAAAAUCCGGUGGCAGUUUAGAUGAAAGCAGCCUCCCCACUUCCUCAGAUUCAGCCAAGUUCACUCAGGAAUUGCAGCUCUCCAAGGAUGAUAUGAGCAAUGGCGUACUUCACAAAAAACUGUCAGAAGUUCGGACUGGGGGACGGAUGAGAACCUUCAGCAUUCUUCAUGCUGGACAAGGGGCAGAGAUCCAGGAGUGGCUCACGAAGUGGAUCACGCAGUGGCUCUCGCAGUGGCUCUCGCAGUGGGUCACGCAGGGGUUCACGGGCAUCGAGUAAUUCCUCUCUCAAGGAUAAGUGUGUUCGGGACAUGAAGCUGGAUCUUUCCCUCCUUCACCGCCUGGAGUGUGUGAGGCGAGGAAGUGGAUCACAUCAGGGUUCCCUGCAGAGCUCAGCAGCCACUUCCCCCUCAGGAGAUGACCCACCCUUGCCUGAGCCGCCUUUCCCUCCCUCUUCCAACAUAGGUGUGGGGCGAGGGAGGGCCAAGAGUGCAGGGACGUCUCCUGCCACCACACCACCCAGCAGUCUUGUUCCUACUAUCAGCACUAGUAGUAACAACAAUAAUGGCAAUCCCCAGAGUAUGACUUUACCCCCGCCCAGAGUCACGCCACAGUCCUCUGUGUCUUCUUCUCCCACUUCGCAAGCAUCCUCUCCUACUUCCCCUGGCCCACAGCAGAUGCCAUCCUCACCAAAGAAUCAGGGCUCAUUCUUCAAUCACAAGUUCAAAACUUUACCAUCACCUAACAGGCGGCUGCACUCUGUCCGGUCUUCGCCGCAGCUGAUGCUCAAUGAAAUCUUUGAGGAAGGGGAGUCAGAUGGGGAGGGCAGUGGUGGCAGUAGCCGUGCAGCAAGUACAAGUGGAAGUAACAUUGGGGGGGCUGUGGCUUCUCCUGUGGUCAUGCGUAGACACAGGUUAGUGAGGUCACGCACUGCCUCCUGCAGUUCCUCAGAUGCCUCAGAUGAUGACCAGGAAGCACGCAAGAGGCGACAACAGCGUGCACUCACAAGGCAUUUAUCAAAGGAUGUACAAGACGAGCAGACAGAUUCAAAUGAGUUUUCACAGGUGGUUGCUUGUGAAAUUGCAGAAGAACAGGAAACAAUUGAUAUUAUAGUCGAGGAAGUCUGUGAACAGCCUAGUCAUGCACAGCCGUCAACUGACUGUAAUGGUGGUUUGCAGGUCCAAACCAGUACAAGAGGGAACAGGCCACUCUCUGCUGCCUGUGAUGAUGAACGUAAGAAUGGAGCAUUAAAAGAAGAUAAUGGUAGCACAGAAAAUAUGUUAGAUAUAGACACAACCUUACGAGAGAGUCGUUCUUUAAACUGUAUAGUUAUGGCCACCGGUGAUCAAGAAGGAGAUUUUCCUUGCUGUAGUGUGUCAGAGGCAUCUCUCCUUGACCAGUGUGCAGGAAGCAAUAUUACUGUAUCAACAGACAAUGUAACUACUAUUUAUAUUGAGAAUGGACCAUGUGUAGAUGUUGCUAACGAGCGACGACCUUCACAGUCAGGGAGUUUAGGUGGUGAUCGUGUUGUUAUACGUGUCACAGAUGAUGGACAAAAUCAGGACUCGGCUCAGGAGAGCAUGAAAAAAGCAGUUGAUGGAAAGCCAAAUUCCCUGAAAGAAAUGGGAUCUCCUCAAGAAAUUGGUGCUAGUGAUGUGGUGGUUGGACUGGUGGACUCUCCUCGGCUGGGGCGCACAGCUGGGGCACGACCAGUUUCAGAUUCACAGGUUAUCACACGACCCCCACAGUCACCAUCUAUUAUUAAGUCAAUGUCACAUAUAGAACCUCUUAGUGGGUGUGGGGAUCGACCGUCUAGUAAAUUCUCCCUCCGGACUAGUGCUACCAAUGGCUCGCUGGCGGCCGGAAGGAAUCACUAUGUCAUGGACAUCAAUCAAAAUGCAGGAGGACGAAAGAAUCGCAGUGAAAAGUCUAAUGGUGCGCUUGCAAUACAAGGGACAUCCAAGUGUUGUAGUUUGUCCUGAGGCUUUGGCCAAAGGACUGAUCACUAUAUAGUCCUACAUAUGAUUUGAGUGUAGUGAAAAUAUCCCCCUCAACCCAGGUGUAUCCAGUGGUAUGAAUAAAUAUAUACAU
This is a messenger RNA of Penaeus monodon (black tiger shrimp), 3690 nucleotides long. RefSeq names its product SNF-related serine/threonine-protein kinase-like (gene Snrk). Lineage: Eukaryota; Metazoa; Arthropoda; Malacostraca; Decapoda; Penaeidae. Gene Ontology annotation, molecular function: ATP binding; protein serine/threonine kinase activity; tau-protein kinase activity. Gene Ontology annotation, biological process: microtubule cytoskeleton organization; protein phosphorylation; intracellular signal transduction. The record is from RefSeq and is a predicted model, not a curated record. Gene Ontology annotation, cellular component: cytoplasm.